Sinocyclocheilus grahami is the source of this 1124-nucleotide messenger RNA. Its product is annotated as maternal B9.15 protein-like. NCBI's taxonomy places the organism in Eukaryota, Metazoa, Chordata, Actinopteri, Cypriniformes, Cyprinidae. Gene Ontology annotation, cellular component: cytoplasm; nucleus. Bases 160 to 963 code for a protein of 267 amino acids. The transcript is spliced from 5 exons. The record is from RefSeq and is a predicted model, not a curated record.
AAGAAAUGUGGAAACACUGGUGUACUACAACAGGGAAGCAACGUGCUUACUCAGGUAAAUAGCCUAUACGUGGAUAUAACAGUAGUUUUAAGGAAGUAGAACUGAAGAGAACUUGAAAAACAUCCAGUCGUUUUGGAUUCAGCUUAUAUCGUGGUGAGAAUGAAGAGGGAAGUGAGUGCUGGAGUGAACUUUCUGAAAGGUUUGGCAGUGGAGCGUGGAGGUGUGGAUCAAAUUAAAGCCAAACUUUUUGCUUCUAAAUUACAAGGGCUUCUUCUUGAAAAGUUUACAGACCACUGGUACCCAGACAAUCCUAACAAAGGACAGGCGUACAGAUGCAUCAGAAUAAAUGACAGAAUUCCCUUUGAUGAAUCCAUAUCACAAGCGUGCAUGGAGAGCGGCUUAAAGCCAAAUGAAUUGGGUUUUCCUCAUGAGAUCACAAUAUGGAUCGACCCGUCGGAGGUGUGUGUGCGGUCUGGAGAGAACGGCAGAUAUUUUACAGUAGCUCAGUUUGCUAAAGGGGAGGAUGAGGGAAAUUACUUGAAUCAGGAAGAUACUUUUAGCCAAGUGGAUUCUGUGAAUCUGGAUACAUCGGACUACCACUCAGCGACCUCAUCUGACUGCGGCUCAGCAGUCUCAAGUGAUACAGAAGAGGAGGUGAAAGAGGACGAAACGAAAAAAGUGGAGCAGAGAACAGUGAAGAACACAGUUCAUACAACAAGAUCUAAAGCAAGGGAGCCUAAAGGGCCACCCAAGUUUCCUCCAGCUCAGAUCACUGGCCUGCAGUACUUUUAUAACCCUGCGCCGAUGUGGCCCCAGUACAAGAAGAAGAGAGGCGUGUUCUUCACGACUGUAUGUGCACCGGCACCUUCUCCCUUGUUUGCUUACUAUGUCGUACCCAACGCCCCUCCACAGUUCAUUGUGCCUCACGCUGCCCUCCAAACCUGGGGGACAGUGAAAGGGUAAAGAGCUCGAAACCAGUAUAUCUAUAAUGUGAGACAUAUUUGCCAGUCUGCAGGGAACUUUAUAGCUUAGCAUAAUGAAAUCAUAAACUUGAAAUAUAGUGUCAAACAUGUCAGGUAAUUAACUUUUCACUGAUUUCAAGCAUAUUCUAAUGAACUUUAAGC